Molecule: messenger RNA, 585 nt
Organism: Dictyostelium purpureum
Lineage: Eukaryota; Evosea; Eumycetozoa; Dictyosteliales; Dictyosteliaceae
Exons: 2
Coding region: 1-585 (194 amino acids)
Biological process (GO): sphingolipid metabolic process
Cellular component (GO): lysosome
Source: RefSeq, a predicted model, not a curated record
AUGAAAUUUUUGUUAAUUUUGAUUUUGGCUUUAUUGUCAAAUUUAAUUGUUAUUAAUGCAAGAACCAAUAAUGAAGAAUGCACAUUUUGUGGCUUUAUUAUCAACUAUAUUGAGGGUCAAGUAGAAACAAACAAAACAGAAAAUGAAAUUUUAGGUGAAUUGGAAAAAGUUUGCUCAUUUGUACCAAAUUCUUUACAAAGUACUUGCGAUUCACUAGUUAUGGUUGAUGGUGAAGAUCUCAUCAAAAUGGUUUUUGCAAAAGAAAACUCAACGGUAAUUUGUGAACAAAUAGAUAUGUGCCCAAAGUCUUCAAACAAAUAUCAAAAUUUAAAGAAACCCAUUUCAGAUGAAGUUUAUUGUACUAUUUGUAACUUUAUAAGUGGGGAAACUGAAGAACUCCUUCAAAAAUACGACAAUGACACCCAAAUCAUGGAAAUGCUAGACAAUGAUUGUGCAAGAUAUGGCAGAUCUAGCACAAUUUGUCAAACCUUGGUUUCCCAAUACUUUCCAGUAAUAGUUUAUCUCCUUAAAGAAGGUCAACCACCACAAGCCAUUUGCAAUGAAAUUAGAUUAUGUGGCCAAUAA